UGUAGUUACAAGACCACACUCGACAGGUUGAGGAGGACUGACUUAGCUGCUUCGCGGACCGAGGGCGACACCGUCGUAGUUUGUACGGCUUCAAGUGCACGUCCCCUCGGUCCCCAUCGAGGGAGGGGUCGUUAGCUUCAGACGCAAUUGAGCGCUUGCGCAGGUCACCGAGGGGGCGUUCCUUGGCAAGGCGAAUGUUCACCACUCUUCCGUCCGCAGAUAGUGCAGCCACCAGUGGACGGCAGAGAUGAGGCUCCGCGGGUACAAAGUCAUUGUGUAUUGAAGUAAUACCGGACUGAACAUCUUGGCCACGCUAUCGGAACGGAUCCGACCUGCACCUUCCAAUCGCCAUCAUGGCCCAGAUACCCUCUGCCAACACCGCGAGGCCCUCUACAUCUUCUGGCAAUGUCUUCACGAACAAGCAAGGCAGGUCGUCGCCGGUGUUGAAGCCUGCCGCACUCAAGACCGAAGUUCCGUCCAGCGGGGCACCCUUUCACUCGCCUCGCAAGGACUCUUCUCUUACGCCUUCACCGGCAGUCUCACAUCGCUCUAGCUUCGCCGAGAACCUCCGCAAUUAUCCACCCUCACCCAGAACCUCCAGAACACAGUCCUUCUCUGGCCAAGCACUGACGGACUUACUGAUGACUCCUCAAUCGAAGGCAACAGGGGAAGAUGCGCGGUUCAAGGGCAAGGAUUGGCGGACGAUACAGGUUCAAGAUAUCAUUGACCCGGCCGAGACACGCUUCGUUGAGCUCGACACAACCAUCGAAGACACCACGAAGCUCCUGAUCAAAUCUGGCGCACCGAACGUGGUGCUCAUUCGGGAGUCAACGAAGACUAAGACUGCUAUCGGUACUUUUGACUACUCAGACCUAAACGCGUACCUCCUACUGGUACUUGGCUUAUCACAGCCGGACGAACUGGCACAAGAGCUUGCGGAGCGAGCACGAAGCGGUGAAGCCAUCCCCCUCCGAGACGUUAACGAGCAUCUGGGUGCUCGCGAGCAACCCGAGUUCCUCGCGCAUACAGCAUACUUGACGUCAGCGAUGCAAACGUUAGGUAGCGGCUCACACAGAGUCAUCAUUUGCAAGGAAGGCACAAGUGAGGCUAUAGGAGUGCUCAGUCAGCUACGAUUGGUCCGUUUCUUCUGGGACAACCAUCAAAACUUCGCAGCAACGGAAUCUCUGUACGCAUGCUCGUUACAGGAACUUGGCUUAGGUGCCAAGCAAGUCCUUGCCAUCAAUGGUGACAAGCCGCUUGCUGAUGCGUUACGAUUGAUGCACAAUGAGGGGAUCUCGUCAAUACCCGUGUUGGACAGUCAGCGCAACGUUGUGGGCAACAUUAGCCACGUUGACGUGAGGUUACUUACCGACACUUCCUCCAUACCACUUCUCUCGUCGAGCUGCAUCCACUUCAUCUCCGUCAUCCUCUCCGAACGAGGGAUGUGGGAUGGCAAAGACUCGUACCCUGUCUUCUACGUCACACCUGUCAGCACACUGGCGCAUACCGUCUCGAAACUCUGCGCGACUCGCUCCCACCGCAUGUGGAUCGUACAGCCACCUUCACCCUCCGCUAGCGUGCCACCGUCACCAGGUUUGCAUACUGCAACUGCUCCGCUUAGCGUAGCAAAUUCGAGUACGCAUCUGCCGGCGCCGGCGGUUCACUUAGCCACGCCGGCAAAACAUGGUCAAGGAGCGGAGAUGACUCCUGGUCCACCCUUCACAAGCCUCACUCCUGGCGUCAGCAUAUCCGCAGCGCAGAUCCCGGGUGCGAGCUUAAGCGGGCGCUUGUCAGGGGUUGUCAGCUUGACCGACGUUCUCAACCUCUAUGCGCGGGUGAGCGGGCUCUCGCCCGCCGACCCAGAGGAGAUGCGGAUGCGACGGAGAAGGAGCAGCUCGAACAGCUCGCGACCGAAUAUGGACAGUGUCCGGGCAAGCGCCGAGUAUAUGCGCGGCAGUGGUGAGCUUGACAGAAGCUCAAGCCAGUCCAGCCGGCACAAAGUAUCAUGAGCGAUGCAUCACUGACUUUGAUACCCUACGUUCCACUGUCGCUUCGCGGAGGCUCUUCGAGUAGCCAUCGGCUUUUAUUUCACAUUUGACAUCAAGGUAGCGUAGGCGCUGGCGGUACGGCGCAGAGUUGGACUGGGAAGCUGGAACGUCAAGCUCUUUGUAUAUACAGCGGCACGUGCAACGUGACCGUACAUGUGCCUGGCGUAGUCAUCCGCCUGACUGUGCCUUCCUGAUCUUCACGGUGCCUUUGCAGCCAAUGGCUC
Molecule: messenger RNA, 2272 nt
Organism: Baudoinia panamericana UAMH 10762
Lineage: Eukaryota; Fungi; Ascomycota; Dothideomycetes; Mycosphaerellales; Teratosphaeriaceae
Exons: 2
Coding region: 354-2009 (551 amino acids)
Molecular function (GO): protein serine/threonine phosphatase inhibitor activity
Source: RefSeq, a predicted model, not a curated record